Molecule: messenger RNA, 1835 nt
Organism: Daphnia pulicaria
Lineage: Eukaryota; Metazoa; Arthropoda; Branchiopoda; Diplostraca; Daphniidae
Exons: 6
Coding region: 46-1122 (358 amino acids)
Molecular function (GO): protein binding
Source: RefSeq, a predicted model, not a curated record
CCUACAGUUAUCUAUGUGUGCAGACAGUCGAUAAGUUGUCAAAAAAUGGAGUUCGCAACGAGAUUGUUUUUAUUGUGUAUUUAUAGUGUUACUGUUUUAGAAACUUAUGGCUACCAAAUAUAUUAUUUAGAAGAUGCAAAUGUCUGUUCCUCGGCCAAAAGGACUAUUAAAAUGAAUUCAAGGAGUACUGCACUCUUGAUACAACUUUCAAAGUACCCUCAUGUUACUGAGUUAGCGAUUGACUGCCAUCUAGAAAUAGAAGCACCAAAAAAUCAGGGUUUGCAAGUUGUUGUUGAAGACAUUAAUCUUAGGAGAAAUCCUUUGGAUAAUGAGUGUGAUGACUAUGUCUGGUUUGGCAGAGAUGAUGAUGGCUACCUCAGCAAAAAGUUGUGUGGAGAAAGAAAACUGGUUCCCAUCUAUGAUUAUACCAGUGAACGUCCAUCAGAAUCCAAUGAUGAAGAAGUUCUCCACAAUUAUGUGGAAUCACUUAUUCCUGAAGGACCAGAAGCAACAACAUUUUAUGACCCUGGUGGAGAGUUGCACAUAUGGUUUAGAAAAACCAGCAGGAAAGUGGAUCAAAAUCUUCAACCCCUACGACUUAAAGUAGUUGUAACUUCUUACAGACAGACUUGCAAAACAAAUGACACUGCUUACUGGCCAUGUAUACCCAGUGUUGACAAGUCAACCAAGAUGCAAGAAAAAUGCAUCCCAUCCAAUUUGAAAUGUGAUGGACACGUCAAUUGUGGAGCAGGACUUUUUUCGGAUGAAACGGGAUGUGCCGUCGCAACAUCGAGCAAUAUUUCAAACAACGCCAUCAGCACAGCGUCGCUCGUCAUUCUGGGAGCCGUAGCACUUCUCAUUUUAUGCCUGAUGGCAAGCAUGGUGUGUUUCUGCCGCCGGCGCAAAGCACGACUUCGCCGCGCGAGAAAUCAAGAAGAUUGCCAAGUCGUAUCAACCUUACCCAUACCUCAUCAUGCCGGCGAAGUUCCUUUAGAAAGAUGGCGAGUUCCUCUGCAUGACGAGGCUCCGGCCACUAAGGCUCUAGAAGAUCCGCCUCCGAGUUAUUCGGAAUUGUUUCCGGAUUACGCAGCCGUGCCGCAGCAAUCAACUGACUCGAACUGACGCUUGAUCAAAACUAUUGCUUCAAAAUCUUCCAAAACUCAAAACGGGAAGAGAACGUAUCGGCUCUCGCAUAGCGCUUUCAUGACAGCAAGAGACACUCUGUUUUCAAAUUGCCAACUUCCUUUUUAAAUCACUGCCAAUUUCACAUUUUCUAUCCCUCUUCUAUUCUUCUUUCCUUUUGAAGAAGCAGCGCCACAGUAUUCAGGUUAUCAUCACAUGUACCAGUAUUGAGGUCUUGCUUAGAAAUGAUGGACUGAUUCACUUGAACAGUGAAAGCCAAAAAUUCAGACUUCGAUUUUCAUCUAUAGAAAAAGUUCCUUGCUCAUGAAUUCGGCUUCUAUCCCACCUUUUCUCUCUACUAUCGUAAAGAUUUGACGCCAUUUUUCCUCGUGCUAGUCUAGUAGGCCUAGCCUUUUGUCCUAGAAAGCGUUUUGCCUGGUUGCACUUUGAAGUUUGGAUCUGAUUAGGUGCCGAAGUGUAUAGACGUCAAGUAUCAGAUUAUUUGGGGUAAUAGAACGUAGGGUGCAAUUUAAAGGUACCCAUCAGGACGCACAUAUCGUCGCACACUAGAAAACUAGCAAGAAGAAAAACUCUUUGUACAUUUUUACAUUUUUUUUUUCACUUUUACCUCUCAUCUUGCUCUCACCCUAACCCCCUCCCCCCCAUCUUUGUCGAUGUAAUAAAUGUGUCGUUCGCGUAGCGGUCGGUCUGUA